This is a messenger RNA of Mauremys reevesii (Reeves's turtle), 682 nucleotides long. RefSeq names its product retinol binding protein 7 (gene RBP7). The transcript is spliced from 4 exons. Gene Ontology annotation, biological process: fatty acid transport. The record is from RefSeq and is a predicted model, not a curated record. NCBI's taxonomy places the organism in Eukaryota, Metazoa, Chordata, Testudines, Geoemydidae. The coding region runs from base 83 to 487 and encodes 134 amino acids. Gene Ontology annotation, molecular function: fatty acid binding. Gene Ontology annotation, cellular component: cytosol; nucleus.
CUAGCUGGGCAAUACCCUCUCUAUCCUCUCUGUGUAGUCAGUGUGCACUUCCCUUUGGGGGUUUUGCUCUAGCAGCCUAGCUAUGCCUGUGGACUUCAGCGGCACCUGGAACCUUGUGAGCAGUGACAAUUUUGAAGGUUACAUGCUGGCUUUGGGUAUUGACUUUGCAACUCGCAAGAUAGCAAAAAUGCUGAAGCCGCAGAAGGUGAUUGAACAGGAAGGUGAUUCAUUCUCCAUCCAAACCACCAGCACUUUCAGAAGUUACUUUGUCCAAUUCAAAAUUGGAGAGGAGUUUGAAGAAGACAAUAAAGGCCUAGAUCAUAGAAAAUGCAAGAGUGUGGUUACCUGGGACAAUGACAAGCUUGUUUGUGUCCAGACUGGUGACAAGAAAAACAGGGGCUGGACUCAUUGGAUUGAAGGAGAUCAGCUAUAUCUGGAGCUCCGCUGUGAGGACCAAGUAUGCAAACAGGUUUACAAGAGAGCUUGACUGAGUCCAGCCUUGACUGACACUUGAAAAGCACAUCUCUACAGAGCAGACCUCAUGGAACUUAUUUCUACAUGUCUGUAGGUCAAUACUAAGCAUCUCUUGAUCAGGCAUGUCUAUUUUUGUACUUGAUCAGGAGAAGAUGUAACUGCCUGCACCUGUGUUGCAGUUCUGCUCUUAAUAAACACUUGAAAACAA